CUCGUAUGCAUUGAAUAGACAUUGAAUUCUCGUACGAAUUAUUAGUUAUAUUCAGAUAUUAGUUAUGGUUUAGUCUCAAAGAGUGACCUAUUAUUGAAUUAGUGAACACUCGUUAUAAUCAACCGCCGAUUGUGUGACCAAUUGUUUACACAACUCAAUAGUGAAUCCUUAUAUCGACCGAUAGUUUGCACUAAUUGUUUGCAAAAUGCAUUUCAAACCAAUCAAUAACAACACUAAUCAUAACAAUCACUACUUAUACCUAUUAUUAGCAUUUCUUGUCAUGUCUUUCAUUCAAACCUCAGAUAACGCGAUCGCAUCCGUCAGUCCAUUACUUCUGAUUGAAAACAAGGCGCUCAACAUUGUCUGCAAUUACACCAAUCAAGAGGGACAACACGUGAUGGUCGAGUGGAAGUGGUUCAAAGAGGAGGUUCCCUACGAUUCCUUUACACCCGAAGACAAACAACGAAUCACUCGCGACUCCAAAGACGGAUCGCUUUUCAUCUCAAAGGCCAACAAAAAGUAU
Messenger RNA from Medioppia subpectinata, 523 nucleotides. The record is from the annotation of a GenBank genome assembly. Lineage: Eukaryota; Metazoa; Arthropoda; Arachnida; Sarcoptiformes; Oppiidae.